AGCUGCAGCACUACGAGUCGGGGGCAACCUCCGAGGUACCUGAUUAGGGUUCCUGGAAAGUACAGUCACAAAAGCACCGAAGCUAGAUAUGGAAGAUUGGCGAGAUGACAUAUCUGCUACUUUAUACUACAGUCACACCCUGACCCUGGCAGGUCAUGGAACAACUUGGUUUAGAUGUGAGAUCACGUGGGGCGGACAGAAGGUUCGAGGAGAGAACUACAAAAACUUGCAAAACUGUUAUGGAGCCACAUGGUCCCUCUUUCCUUAUCAAAAAGGUGUGCAGAUUACACCAUGCACAGACAGCUUCGUGGAGGUACCUGCCGAGGAGAGCCUUACCUUAAGCUGUUCACCACAGACUCAAUCCAUGGAAUGGAGACUUUCUUUGGGGGGCUCUUCGUAUCUGUCAGCGAAGUUUGAAAAUGGUCAGUAUGUGCAAAAAAACCUCCCUUUUGAUGUAAACAGCGACCCGGGGAAAAUAUCUCUGACAAUCAACACCAGCAACACCAGGAACAUCACCCUGGUCAACGGUACUGUAGUGUGCCAAGAUCUCAGUCAGUCACCACCGAGUUCUUCAAACUGUGGACUUAACUAUGUUUAUAAGCCGAAGCCAAACGACAUCUCGUGCCAAGCUACGGCGGAUGCUAACGGUGAUAAGUUGUACUGUACCAUCAACAACAUCUACUCUUCUCGCGGAAUUUACACGUGUCAAGCUUUACGGCGAGAAGAACAAAACUCUGAGGUAGAACGGUUAAACACGGUCAACAUGGCGACUUUGAAUGAUGGGGGAGGACUAAAAGUGUCCGGUAGAUGUAACAUCACAACGGAUCUCCCAGUAAAUGCGGGCAACUACUCUUACAGUGUUAAAAUCUCACCAGGUGGGCUAGAGGCACAGGCAAAUCUUCCUGAUGGUGAAAGAUGGAUAGAACAUUUUGGUAUAACCACAACUGUUGGCAGUCAAGCUGCCAUCUACAAUGUGCCCACUGUUUGGCUUCUGGCUGCUUUGGUAUUGCUGCAGUCCUGCAAAAAAUAAUCUUACCGAGCACACCGCCAAACACGUGCCCUCUACUGGAAUAAAACCUCGCUGACAAACCAGUACAAAUCUUUCUCUACAAUCACACCAUGGAGCCACCUGACUCUUCAAAUGGCCAUCAUAACAGGAAGAACACAGUAAUGCUGACUAAAGACUUUGUUGUGUGUAGAGUAAAUGACAAAAGUCAAAACAAAUAAGAUAAACUGAUUGUUAGUCAUGGAUCCCACACAGAAUGAAUUAAAAUGUUUGCAUCUUAAUUAAGAUGUAAAAACAGUAACAAAGGUGACAAUAAAAUUUAAUUCUUUGAAAUCAAGUUCUAAACAAUAAUACUCAUCUUUAAGAUACCCGUGCUUACCCGUGUUCAUAGUACAAGAUAUCACUAUUGAAUGUUUUUGGAUAUUGUAAUUAAAACACAUCAACAUAACGAAAUAAAAAUAUGAAGCUGCUGUAA
Molecule: messenger RNA, 1481 nt
Organism: Pomacea canaliculata
Lineage: Eukaryota; Metazoa; Mollusca; Gastropoda; Architaenioglossa; Ampullariidae
Exons: 6
Coding region: 89-1030 (313 amino acids)
Source: RefSeq, a predicted model, not a curated record